GUCGGCCACCGUGCUUUUAUUGGUCAAAAAGGUGACGAGAGGUUGUGACCAAACGGUGGAAGCAUCAUGUUCAUUUGAGAUUUUGUCGGCAGCAUGGCGAGCGAAGCGGAGCAGUGGAAGGCCAAGGGCAAUGCGGCCCUCUCGGCCAAGAACAACACGGAGGCCAUCGAGUGCUACACCAAGGCUAUCGCGCUCAACGGGAGCAACCACGUCUACUACUCGAACCGCAGUGCGGCCUACUUGAGCGACGAUAAGGCCGAACUCGCCUUGAAGGACGCCGAAGCCUGCAUUGGCGUCAAGCCUGACUGGGGCAAGGGCUAUGCCCGCAAGGGCGCGGCCUUGCAUUCGCUGCAGGACUAUGACGCUGCGGUUGCUGCGUACAAGGAGGGUCUGAAGCACGAGCCAAACAACGCGGCGUGCUUGAGCGGUAUCGAAGAGGUGGAGAAGGCCAUGGCGAGCGCCACGAACCCCCUCGCCGGCGCCUUUGGCCCCGACAUGUUUGCCAAGCUCGCGAUGAACCCGCGCGUGCGCCACCUCCUCAACGACCCGGACUUUGUCGUCAAGCUCCAGGAAGUCCAGAAGAACCCGUCGAAGCUCAACGAGUACAUGGGUGACCAGCGCAUGAUGACGGUCCUCGGCGAACUGCUUGGCAUUGGCGGCAUGAUGAACCGCGACGACGAACCCGAGGCGCCUCCGGCCCCGAAGGAGACCCCCGCGGCUGCCAAGCCCACGCCGGUCCCCGAGCCUGUCGUUGUCGAGGAAGACUUGACGGACGAAGAGAAGGCGGCGCGUGUCUCGAAGCGUGCGGCCGAAGAGGCCAAGGCGCGCGGCAAUGCGUUUUACAAGCAGAAGCAGUUUGCCGACGCCAUUACGUGCUACGAGGAGGCGAUCGCCAAGGACCCGACCAACAUGUCGUACCUCUCGAACCUUGCGGCCGUCCGCAUGGAGCUCAAGGAGUACGAUGAGUGCAUUGCGCAGUGCAAGAAGGCCAUUGAGGUGGGCCGUGACAACCGCGCCGACUAUGCGCUCGUGGCCAAGGCCUACGUGCGCAUUGCGACCGCGUACAUCAAGCAGGGCGAGACGGAGGCCAACCUCUUGGCGGCCAUCCAGGCGUACGAGAGCGCGCAGGUCGAGAACCGUACGAACGACGUCGAGAAGAAGCUCAAGGAGGCGUCGCUCAAGCUCAAGAAGGCCAAGGACCUUGCGUACCGUGACCCGGUCAAGGGCCUCGAGGCCAAGGAGCUUGGCAACGAACACUUCAAGAACGGUGUCUUCCCCAAGGCCGUCGAAGCCUACACGGAGGCCAUCAAGCGCGACCCGACCAACCCGGUCUACUACGCCAACCGCGCGGCCGCGCUCACGAAGCUCACGUCGUUCCCGGACGCCAAGGCGGACUGCGAGAAGGCGCUGGAGCUCGACCCCAAGUAUGUCAAGGCCUACAGCCGCCUUGGCGCGAUCCAGUUUUUCAUGAAGGAGUACCACAAGGCGAUGGAGUCGUACCAGAAGGGCCUCGACAUUGACCCGGCGAACGCCGAGUGCCGGGACGGUCUCCGCAGCGUGCAGAGCAAGGUGCAGGCCGGCGGCAACGACGAGGAGCGCGCGGCGCAUGGCAUGGCGGACCCCGAGAUCCAGGCCAUUUUGCGCGACCCGAUCAUGCAGCAGGUGCUCAACGACUUCCAGACGGACCCGCGCGCGGCCCAGCGCCACAUGCAGAACCCGGGUGUCAUGGCCAAGAUUGAAAAGCUCAUUGCGGCCGGUGUCCUCCAAACCAAAUAAAUUGCACACACUUUAAUGUCAGGACCACUUUUUGCCCA
Messenger RNA from Saprolegnia parasitica CBS 223.65, 1814 nucleotides. RefSeq lists its product as hypothetical. The transcript has 3 exons. Bases 94 to 1776 code for a protein of 560 amino acids. NCBI's taxonomy places the organism in Eukaryota, Oomycota, Saprolegniomycetes, Saprolegniales, Saprolegniaceae. The record is from RefSeq and is a predicted model, not a curated record. Gene Ontology annotation, molecular function: Hsp90 protein binding.